This is a messenger RNA of Myiozetetes cayanensis, 2450 nucleotides long. It is a transcript of the gene AGMAT, whose product is annotated as agmatinase. The record is from RefSeq and is a predicted model, not a curated record. Bases 1170 to 2318 code for a protein of 382 amino acids. Lineage: Eukaryota; Metazoa; Chordata; Aves; Passeriformes; Tyrannidae. The transcript has 7 exons. Gene Ontology annotation, molecular function: agmatinase activity; metal ion binding.
AUGGUGUAUCUCUGGCUGCUCCUGCAGUUUCCAGGUGGAAUGACAGCAAUGGCUGAUAUCCCUAAUCAUCACGUGAUAAUUUUCUGCCAGGGUCUUGUACAGCAUUUCGAUUCAGCAAAGAGGGAAUCAGAGAAAACUGAGCUCUUUGGGGGAAAAAGUUACAAAAAACGACCUUUGUAAUAUUGAUCUGACCCAACCAACAUGGGUGCUGCUUUUGCUUACAAUACUGAAUUCUUGCAGGGUGCCUGUGCUGCCUUGGGUUUGUGUGUGCUUUCCCAUGAGCUCCAUGCCCAGGUCUGGCAGCAAGGCACAUUCGCUGGACACUGUCUCUGGAGCCUUUUGAAGAGUAAAUACUGUCCCUGUGUGGUGGAUCUCUGCUCUGAGCCCUCUUUCUGCUGUGAACAUCAUUCCCAUGCCUUUCCCUCUCUCAGGUCUAGUCUCUACAUGAGUAGGGAGCAGAAUUAGGAGCUGGAGCCAUCUGAUUUCAAGCUGCUUGGUGUUCACCCAACCAGGGUUUAAUCUGUGCUGGUCAACUCCAGACCCUGGAAACUUGCUUGCCCUGGCAAUCAUUUCAUCUAUGUCCUCAAAAUGCUAAAAUGCUUGUCCCACGGCUUGUCCCUCUGGUCCUUAAAUCCCUGUCAAUGCUUCCCCUGUGCUUGCAUUUUGUCUGCCCGUGGUUCUGCUGAGAUCAGACUUUCCUUUUGUUUUCUUUCCCUCCUGCCUUCCGUUUUUAUGAUUCUUCAGCAUUCUGGGUGCUUUUGUGAGGUGCAGGUUAAAAGUACAAGCUGUUAAUGCUGCAAAUGCUGCCGUGCUGUCUGUGAAUGCCCGAGGGGAGCAAACAGGGACGUUUCCCAGUGUGUCCCCUCCUGCCCUGUCCUGAUAAUCCCUGCAGGCUCUUGGUGGAGAUGCUCAAGCCAAAGCCUCUCACUGCCGUGUUUGCUCCUGGUGUUUGCCAGGACUGUGCCAUUGGGAAAGGGGGUGGCUGGGCGGGAUCUCUGCCCUUCCCUGGGCAGUGGGGUGUCUGACUGCACUUUGAACCCUGGAGGGAGGCUUGGCGGAGGCUGCUGGCUCUCUACCCACCCCUGGCACUCGAGUGGAGACGGAACCGGCUCUACAGCACCUCUCGCCGUGUUCCCUGUGGCACAGAGGGUGGGAGUCCGUGGAGCAGGAUGAGGCACCUGCUCUGGGCUGGCUGCUUCCAACUGCUGCCCUGGCGAGCUGGGCCCUGCACCCGCAAGCUGGCUGUGACCACUGCAGUGGCUACCUCACACUGCGGCCCGUGGCUCCUGGCUCCUCAGGCCGCCUCACGCAGUGUGUCCAGGGGGUUCCUCCAGCCCCUGAUCCCGGGGAGCAGGGCCCCUUGCCGCUGGGGCUCACAGUUCAACGUGCCCCCCAGCGCCCUGCUCGUGGCCCGGCCCGUGGGGGUCUGCUCCAUGAUGAGGCUCCCCGUGCAGGCGUCAGCGCAGGGACUGGACGCGGCGUUUGUCGGUGUCCCGCUGGAUACGGGAACAUCCAACCGGCCGGGAGCCAGGUUCGGCCCACGUCAGAUCCGCGCGGAGUCGGCCAUGGUGAGGAGGUGCAACGGCAGCACCGGGGCAGCGCCUUUCGACUCCCUGCGGGUCGCUGACAUCGGGGACGUGAAUGUGAACCUCUACAACCUGCCCGACAGCUGCCGCCUCAUCCGAGAGGCCUACCGGGAGAUCGUGGCCUCUGGCUGUGUGCCCCUCACCUUGGGUGGAGAUCACACCAUAACGUACCCAAUCCUGCAGGCCCUGGCAGCAAAACACGGUCCCGUGGGGCUGGUGCACGUGGAUGCUCACACGGACACGGGGGACGCGGCCCUGGGGGAGAAGAUCUACCACGGGACCCCGUUCCGGCGCUGCGUGGAGGAGGGGCUGCUGGAUUGCAGCCGCGUGGUGCAGAUCGGCAUCCGAGGCUCCUCCUACGACCCCGACCCACACGAGUACAGCCGGCAGCAGGGUUUCCGGGUUGUCCCAGCCGAGGAGUGCUGGAUGAAGUCCCUGGAGCCCCUGAUGGGGGAGGUGAGGGCACAGAUGGGGGACAGGCCCGUGUACAUCAGCUUCGACAUCGAUGGAUUAGACCCCGCCUAUGCCCCGGGCACCGGGACCCCGGAGAUAGCUGGGCUCACACCUGCACAGGCUUUGGAGAUUAUUCGUGGCUGCAAAGGCCUGAACAUAGUGGGGUGUGACCUCGUGGAAGUCGCACCAAUGUACGACGUCUCUGGUAACACAGCUCUUCUGGGGGCAAACCUGCUGUUUGAGAUGCUGUGUGUUCUCCCAGGAGUGAGGACACUGUGAGGACACAUUUCCUGCUCCAGGACAAUGCUGUUCCAUGUCCCCAGCCAGGCUUUCCAUGUCCCCUUCCCCUCAUCCAGCUGCAGCCAGCGUGGGCUUUGCAGCACAGAAUAAAUGCCGUUUUCCACCGGUAAA